CGAUAAGUAAGAAGUUAGAAAUUCUGUACAAGAAGACAAAUUUACCACAAAAUAUCAUCAAAAUGGAACAAGAAGCGACAGAUAACUUGAAAGGAAGAGGCCAUUUGUUCAAAAAUAAAGGCAAAGACCCUGAUGAAAUGAGAAGAAGACGAACAGAGGUAACUGUAGAAUUAAGAAAGUCAAAGCGAGAAGAGCACAUGUUAAAAAGACGAAAUGUUCCAGCCCAAGACAGUACAGACUCUGAGGACAGUGAAAGAACUACCCCCCAAUCUUUACAGUCAAUAGUAGCUAAUGCUGCCAGCCCAGAACCCAGUGUUCAGUUUUCAGCUGUUCAAGCUGCCAGGAAGUUGCUGUCCAGUGAUCGUAAUCCACCAAUAGAUGAUUUAAUAGCAUCUGGUAUUCUACCCAUCCUAGUAGGCUGUUUGAUCAAAGAUGACUUUUCGUCCCUUCAGUUUGAAGCUGCCUGGGCUCUCACUAACAUAGCAUCUGGUACAUCAGCUCAAACCAAAGCAGUUGUUCAAGCAGGAGCUGUACCUUUAUUUUUAAGACUGUUGCACUCGACUCAUUCGAAUGUCUGUGAACAGGCCGUUUGGGCUUUAGGAAACAUAAUAGGUGAUGGUCCUCAAUGUCGAGACUACGUCAUUAGUUUAGGAGCUGUCAAACCGUUAUUAAAUUUUAUCAAUCCCAAAAUUCCCCUGACAUUUUUACGAAAUGUAGCCUGGGUUAUUGUGAAUCUGUGUCGCAAUAAAGAACCCCCACCCCCUAUUAGAACAAUAGAAGAAAUAUUACCAGCUUUAUGUUACUUGAUUCACCACACAGACGUCAAUAUAUUGGUAGAUACAGUGUGGGCGUUGUCGUAUUUAACAGAUGGUGGUAAUGAUCAGAUUCAACUAGUAAUAGAUGCUAACGUUGUUCCUCUUUUAGUUCCUUUAUUAAGUCAUCCUGAUGUCAAAGUUCAGACAGCAGCAUUACGAGCUGUAGGUAAUAUAGUAACUGGGUCAGAUGAACAAACACAAACAGUUUUAUCUUGUGAUGCUCUGUCACAUUUCCCUUCUUUAUUAACACAUCCUAAAGAGAAAAUUAACAAGGAAGCUGUGUGGUUUUUAUCUAACGUCACUGCUGGUAACCAGCAGCAAGUUCAAGCUGUUAUUGAUGCUAAUUUAAUUCCUUUAGUUAUACACCAUUUAUCUAGGGGUGAAUUUCAAACACAGAAAGAAGCCGCGUGGGCGAUCAGCAAUUUAACAAUUAGCGGUAAAAAAGAGCAGGUGAUGUUCGUUGUAACAUUAGGAGUUAUUCCCCCUUUCUGUGAUUUACUAAGCGUGAAGGAUACUCAAGUGGUGAACGUAGUUUUAGACGGCAUCAAUAAUAUUUUAAAAAUAGCCGAUGAACCCGAAACUAUAGCUCAGAUGAUAGAGGAAUGUGGAGGUUUAGACAAAGUAGAAGCUCUACAGAAUCAUGAAAAUGAAGAUAUUUACAAAUUAGCUUAUCUUAUAAUAGAUCACUAUUUUUCAGGAGAUGAGGAUGAAGAAGUUACUAUAGCACCGGAAGCAUCAAGUGAAGGCUAUCAAUUCGACAGUAAUACCCAAAUUCCUCAAGAUGGUUUUAAAUUUUGAUGCGGCACGACAGAAAGGUGGAGCAAAAAAAACUCCUUCCAAUGUUUUAAUUGGUAUACGCUAUAAGAAUACAAAACAACAACCAUGCAUAUAUUUUACUUGUGACUUUUACGGACCACCCUCGUUCAAACAUGGUUUUAAAACAAUUCAGACAAAUUUCUGCUUUUCCGAUAAAAAAGAUAACAAUUUUCCAGAUAUUUUUCUUGAAAACAUGAAGAAUUUUUGCUGUUUGGAAAUUGGAAAUAUUGUACAGUUUCAGAAAUAGAUGUUAAUAUUUUCCACAGUUUGACAAAUGUACCCCUGUUUCUGCAAUUAUUAAAAAAAAAAUAUGGAAAUACUUCUGCUGUUAAUUUAACAAUUCUGUGCUAUUUUUUCACCUGUUAUGGAUAAGCUUAAAAAAUAUUCUCCUGUUUCAACAUGCAAAAGGAAAUUUCCCCCUGUUCGGGAAUGGAAAAAACAAAAAUAUAGUUUUGGAG
Molecule: messenger RNA, 2089 nt
Organism: Lottia gigantea (owl limpet)
Lineage: Eukaryota; Metazoa; Mollusca; Gastropoda; Lottiidae
Exons: 13
Coding region: 63-1613 (516 amino acids)
Biological process (GO): NLS-bearing protein import into nucleus
Cellular component (GO): cytoplasm; nucleus; nucleoplasm
Molecular function (GO): protein binding; nuclear import signal receptor activity
Source: RefSeq, a predicted model, not a curated record